AUGAAAUAACUUAUUAUUAAUUUGUUAAUUAGAUUCAUACCUAUCAUAGGAGUAGUUGGAUUGAGAGAAUACAGUUAGUGGAUAGAAGUUUUUGGAAAUGCUAAUGGGAUUUUAUGUCCUGAAUUACAUACAUAUAUUCCGGAUAUGCACCCGCAUUAAUGUGUUUGUAAAUAUUAUCAUUAUUCAUAUUCAUAGCUUAUGCUACCAUUUGUAAAGGUGUUACAGAGGCAGAAAUAAAAACUGAAGUAAAUGGAACUUAAUAUGUUUGUCAUCCAAGAUUCUAACCAUUUGAUGAAGGGACUCCAACUAAAGGAGAUUAUUCCUUUCAUUGCGGAAGUGAUUUUGGCUAAACAUUGAUAAUGGAGAGGUCUUUAGAUGGACAUUAUAAAUUUUAUUGUAAAGGUAGAAACAAUCAAUACAUUAGAAAAUUUAUAUCCUAAAACAUGUUUGAUAUAAGAUAAACAAAGAUGCCAAUAUUGUAAAUUCCCAUUCUUUGGAUUUGAGUGUGAAUCUGUUCCUUAAUAUUAUGAUAGGACAUAAACUAAUCCUGUUAGAAGUAAUAAAAAUAAUUAUUAAAGAAUGUGAUGGAUAAUGUGAGGAAUGUGAUUAAAAUAAAGUAUGUUCUGCUUGUAGAUUUGAUUAUGAAAAAAACAAUUCAACAGAUAAUCUUUGCUCUAAAAGUAAGUUAAAAUUUCUAAUAAGCAUAGAAUGCUAUGGUUUAGCACUUUGUGCACCAAUUAAAAAAGACAGUUCGAAUACUGA
Messenger RNA from Paramecium primaurelia, 762 nucleotides. Lineage: Eukaryota; Ciliophora; Oligohymenophorea; Peniculida; Parameciidae. The record is from the annotation of a GenBank genome assembly.